GGCAUGGGGCCGAAUAAGGAAAAGAAUCUUCGAAUCGCUGAUUUCUUUUCUAUUUCUGCUCACAAUUUGCCUCGAAAUCCUCACAAUUUCAACUUUGCCGCAUUACUGUAAUAAGCUACGCUACUUGCAAAAGCUCACGCAAAAACAAAUCUUGCCAGGAUGAAGUUAAGGUCAGCUCCAAUCAUCUGUCUGAGCGCACUUCCAUUAGUGCUAGGAGCCAAUGGUAUCGAACGCAGCCUUCGCGGUCGAGCUCGCACUAACCAAGCAAAUCUGAGGACACCCGUCGAUGACGAAGACAGCGAGUUUUACAACCGGAUUUUGCAAUUUGGCAACAGCAUUGAAACGCCCCGUCCCACGCCCCGUCCCACGUUAUCGGCUGUGUCUAAACCUCCGACAAAGCAGCCCACGAAUGGUCCAACGCCAGUCCCAACAAAAGCCCCCGUACCAGAUCCGACCCCAAAUCCUACGAGAGCACCGGUGACUGAUCCAACCCCAAAUCCCACAGCACUCCCUACAAAAGCUCCAAGCACCGCUCCAUCCUCUCCACCUGUUCUUGAUCCAACACCUAGGCCCACAAUUCCACCUGUGCCUGAUCCUACGCCUCCCCCUGUGCCUGAUCCUACUCCUUCGCCCACACGAGCACCCGUACCCGAUCCGACUCCUCCACCUACCGAUCCACCCGUGGCGACACCUGCGCCAACAACUGUGGCUCCACAACCAACCCCUUCUGCCUGCCCUGUCACUUUUCAAGUUAACUGUGCUACGGAAGAUGGGCGGGAAUGUUCGGAUGUUCCCAUUCCUCCGGCUGGGACUACCGAUCCGGCUCAAUGCAGCUUUCAAGUGGCGUACAGCUAUACCUUUGUCAAUUCUGCUGAUAGUGAACAGCAAAUCUAUGCUCUUUCAGUAGUUCGGAAUAUGGAAACUCUCGUAUUGUUGGGAUCCGUCUUUCCCCAAAACAUCAUUUUGCAACCUGGUGAGGUCUUUUCCGAACAGGGAGACCCAGUGGUAAUGGAUUUGUGUAAUGGAGAUACCUUUGAUGCCAUCGCCACUGUUGUUGUGGGACCUCCGAUUGCAGUUAACAUUGAGAUUGCCUGCCAGGCAGAAGAUGGAGUUCAAUGCCAAGCCAUCCAACCCUUUCCCAGUGAUACUCCAGCAGAUCAAUGUGAUUUGGAACUCACGUACACCUACACGAUUACCAACACGGGUCAGGCGGAUACUACAUUUGUGUCAUUGACCCGGACUCGCAAUGGUGAUCAGUUGGAUCUUGUUCCACUGCUGGAUUCCCCAUCCUUGGCGGUUGGGGAAUCCACGCAAGUCUCAGAAACUGAAACUAUCAAUAACUGUGUGUCCAAUGAGUUUUUCACCAGAACAUCAGUGGUCCAACAGCCGGAUGCCGAUAUUUUGUGCAAUAACAUUGCAAUCUAUGAACAUUCACCAGAUUCGGCACCUAGACCCACAAUUCCAGCUUCUACCCCUGCCCCUGGGCCUGAUCCUACGCCUCCACCCACUGAUCCACCGGCAACACGUCCGCCCACAAAUGCUCCAGUGAUGACAACAAGCAACCCGCCCACAGAUGCUCCAGCGACGACAAGCAACCCACCCACAGAUGUUCCAGUGAUGACAACAAACAGCCCGACAGGUGGUCCCAUUGGUGGCUCUGCCAGUAUCGCACCUGCGCCAACAGAUGCUCCACCCGCACCAACAACACCUGCGACCACAGAUGCCCCAGCGAUGACAACAAGCAGCCCGACACCUGGUCCCAUUGGUGGCUCUGCCAGUAUCGCACCUGCACCAACAGAUGCUCCACCCGCGCCAACAACACCAGCGGCCACAGAUGCCCCAGUGAUGACAACAAGCAGCCCGACACCUGGUCCCAUUGGUGGCUCCGCCACUAUUGCUCCCAUUGGUGGCUCUGCUACUGUCGCACCUGCCCCAACGGCUGAUCUGCCCGUGGCAACACCCGCCCCGACAUUUCAUGCUGCAGGUGGUGGUCCUCCUGAGCCUUCUGCCUGCCCCGUCGCUUUGCAAGUCAACUGUGCUACUCAAGAUGGGCAAGAAUGUUCCACCAUUCCAGUUCCUCCAGCCGGAACUACGGAUCCAUCUCAAUGCAACUUUGAAGUGACGUACAGCUAUACCUUUGUCAAUUCUGGUGCUACCGAACAGCAACUCUAUGCUCUUUCAGUAGUUCGAAAUAUGGAAACUAUCAUUUUGUUGGGAUCCGUCUUGCCCCAAAAUAUCAUUUUGCAACCCGGUGAGGUCUUUUCCGACCAGGGAGCCCCCGUGGAAAUGGAUUUGUGUAAUGGAGAUACCUUUGAUGCUAUUGCCAAUAUUGUCUUGGGGCCUCCAAUUGCAGUUAGCAUUGAAAUUGCUUGCCAGUCGGAAGAUGGCGUGGAUUGCCAAGCCAUUCAACCCUUUCCCAGUGAUACUCCAGCAGAUCAAUGUGAUUUGGAACUCACGUACACCUACACGAUUACCAACACGGGUCAGGCAGAUACUACCUUUGUGGCAUUGACCCGAACUCGCAAUGGUGAACAGUUGGAUCUCGUUCCGCUGUUGGAUUCCCCAUCCUUGGCUGUUGGGGAAUCGACUCAAGUCUCGGAAAUCGAAACCUUUAAUAACUGUGAGACGAAUGACUUUACCACCACAACUUCGGUCCAACAACAGCCGGCUGCGAAUAUUUUGUGCAGUAACAUUGCCAUCUAUGUACAUACAAGGUAA
This is a messenger RNA of Seminavis robusta, 2718 nucleotides long. NCBI's taxonomy places the organism in Eukaryota, Bacillariophyta, Bacillariophyceae, Naviculales, Naviculaceae. The record is from the annotation of a GenBank genome assembly.